Messenger RNA from Endocarpon pusillum Z07020, 1104 nucleotides. RefSeq lists its product as uncharacterized. The record is from RefSeq and is a predicted model, not a curated record. The transcript has a single exon. Lineage: Eukaryota; Fungi; Ascomycota; Eurotiomycetes; Verrucariales; Verrucariaceae. Gene Ontology annotation, molecular function: protein binding. The coding region runs from base 1 to 1104 and encodes 367 amino acids.
AUGCUAUCCUCCACUAAACACGACGAUAUCCGCUCGCAGAAACUUCGAAAAUUGAGUCGUGCAACCUCACAGUUGGAUAUGUGUAUGAUCUCUUAUCCCAAGGCUUGCCCAAUCGCGCUGGGGCGCCUAUCAGCACGUCAGUCCUCGGGUGGAACCAUGAUGAAGCUCCCGCUAGAGUUGCUCUACAAUAUAUUCUCUUCACUAGAAUUCGAGAGUCUAGGAAAGCUCCGGCUGGUCAGCUACGUGAUCAAACAAACUGUCGAGGCCAUGCCAGCAUUCAAGUGCAUGGUAGAGCACGCCUCAACCGCCCUCCGGGCCCUGGGGGAGAGCAAUCUUAUCUCGGAAUUUAGCGCAGCGCAACUGUACCAAGUCUUGAGAAUAGACCGAUGCGUUGGCUGCGCGGACUAUGGGCCGUUUCUUCUGCUUCCAACCAUUGAGCGUUGCUGCUUCAAUUGCCUGACUGAUAACCUCUCAAUGAGGGUCAUCAGUACGUCUGCUGCGGCCAAUUGCUUUGCCUUGAGCACAAGAUCUUUUCGCGACAUUCCCAGAUUGUAUAGCAUACCAGGCGAAUACGAUGGUCAACGGCGCAGCAGAAGACAGCGGCUCGUAAGUACCAGAAUGGCACGAGAAUUGGCUGUUAAAUUGCAUGGCGGUGAGGACGAAAUGAAGGCCAAAGUUGAUGCGAAGUCAUACAGGAUGCACACAGCAUAUUUAAAUAAGCGGCGCGAUUGGGUGGCCAUGCGGGAGACGGGCUUCGAUUCCCCAUUUCCUGAACGACCUGUGUUGCCCAACGAGGUGUUGGAUUUACCUGAUGAUGAAGAUCCCUUCCGUUACAUGGCAUCCACACCUUUUCCAUCGCUCAACCACCAAGCAGGCAGCGUUGAGCGUGGUCUGUGGUGUCAAGGUUGUUUCGAACAGCCAUCGCUGGAGGAGCUCGAAGCUCAUCUUCAUAGCAGGUCAUUAGAUGUCGAGGAAGGCGAAGAGCUUGUGAGAAUGUCGCGGAAGGCAUUCUCUGAGCAGGAGAUGCUUGACCACAUCGACGAGUGCCCUGGUGCUCAAAGAUUGUGGAGCGAAUUCAAUGUUAGCGAGAAGAGCCAUGCCUGA